GUCUUUGUCUUCUCCCAGCAGUUCAAUCCACACAACUGGCGCAGGACGGACCCCAAUCUUCUGGAGGGGGGAAAAAAACGUGGAUGGCGUGAUUUGAUGAAAAACAAAAAGAGAGAUAAAAUUUAAAAGAGAGCGUCCGGUGAAGGAAACAAAGCUGCUGGAAUCUCAGCUGAAGGGUUGACGGAUUUCCUGUCCUGUGAGCAAAAUGAGCUGGAGUUUCCUCACGCGCCUACUGGAUGAGAUUUCCAAUCACUCCACCUUUGUGGGUAAAAUCUGGCUCACCCUUCUCAUCGUCUUCCGGAUCGUGCUGACGGCAGUCGGUGGCGAGUCCAUCUACUAUGAUGAACAGAGUAAAUUUGUGUGCAACACACACCAACCUGGUUGCGAGAAUGUGUGCUACGAUGCGUUUGCGCCGCUUUCGCACAUUCGCUUCUGGGUGUUCCAGGUGAUCAUGAUCACCACGCCUACCAUCAUGUACCUGGGGUUCGCCAUGCACAAGAUCGCCCGCAUGGACGACGACGACUACAGGCCCCAGAGCAGGAAGAGGAUACCCAUUGUGAGCCGAGGUGCCAACAGGGACUAUGAGGAGGCGGAAGAUAACGGGGAGGAAGAUCCUAUGAUCAUGGAGGAAAUUGAGCCGGAAAAGGACAAGGAAGUCGCACCAAAGCCCAAAAACAAGCACGACGGACGGCGUCGCAUCAAGAGAGAUGGCCUGAUGAAGGUCUACAUUUUCCAGCUGCUGUCGCGCGCCAUCUUCGAAGCUUCCUUUCUGUUUGGACAGUACAUCCUUUACGGGCUGGAGGUGUCGCCGUCGUACGUGUGCACCCGCUCUCCGUGCCCGCACACAGUGGACUGCUUUGUCUCCCGCCCCACAGAGAAAACCAUCUUCCUGCUUAUCAUGUAUGCUGUCAGCGCUCUGUGUCUGCUCUUCACCGUGCUGGAAAUCCUUCACCUCGGCUACAGCGGGCUACGCGAAUGCUUUUGCUCUCCAAAGCCUCGUCCGCGUCGCUCUCCUCGCCAUUCGGCUCUCCCCAGCAAUAGAUCCUCCUUCUCCCGCCAGCCCUCAGCACCUCCAGGCUACCACACCACUGUGAAGAAGGACCCGUCUGGGAAAAUGACCUUCAGGGACAACUUGAGAGACUCUGGCCGCGAGUCUUUCGGCGAUGAGUCGUCGUCGCGGGAGCUGGAGAGGCUCCGCAGACACCUAAAACUCGCCCAGCAGCACCUGGACCUAGCAUAUCAGAAUGAGGAGAGCAGCCCUCCUCGCAGCAGCAGUCCAGAGUCCAACGGCACUGCGGCAGAGCAGAACCGGCUCAACUUUGCCCAGGAGAAGCAGACCAGCACCUCAGACAAAGGUCUCCGGGCGUAACCUUCCAGCAGCCGAUCCGAACAAACAUGGAGGAAGAGGAGGAGCAGUGAAAGUAGAAGGGAACUGAGCGGGGAGUGCUCAUGCAUGAUGGGACAUUGACUUUGCUUGAGGCGAAUGAGUACAGUCCAGGCCUUCCAGUGUUUACGACCAGCUGUGGUUGACCAUCAAAUCCAAGGAGAACAGUCACCUGGAGGCACCGACCUGCAUGAAGAUCCAAAGUGCUUACAAACUGCCAUCGUGCAACUAGAAUGAAUCGCGUGUGCAUCUCCCUCAGGGCAGCUAUUCCUUUUUAUACAAAUAUUUUUAUUACACUUUUCUUUUUUUGUAUGACAUUUUUGUCAAGUGUUGAAAGUUCAGUUUGUGAAUCUCAAGUUUGCCUUACACCUAAACUGGAACUUGAUUUUUUUUUUUUUUUAAAGUAGGGCCAAACCAGUUGUGCAAGUUUGUAAGAGUUUUGUAUUUGUGAGAGUUGAUGACUGUAGUUGCAAAAGGAAAAGGUACGGGGGGGGCUUAUCGACAUAAACUUAAAGGUGUUGUCCCACAAGGGCGUCGAUCAAGUGUGUUUCUGUUCGCCGCUUGUGAUGGUGUUGUCACUGCGCCGGUCAGCAUUCCCACGUCAGUCUUCAUGGAUGUGAAGCAGGAAAUAUGGCAUUAGGACAUCCGGGGUCGGGUAAAACUGCCUACUGUUCAAGGCAGGAUGUUUCCGUUAGUAACAAAACUGUCUUUAAUCAAAAUGGUUUCAUCUUCGAUUUUCUAUUUAUUUCCCUAGAAAAUGAACAGACGUACUUAUGUUAUGUAUUUUUUCUUUUUAGAUUUCUGGUAUUGGCAGAGGAUGUGCAGCACAGCUUUUGUUUUAUGAUUUUUUUACUAUUUUCUUUGAUUCUUUUAAAAAUAUUUUGGGGGUUCUGUUACCACAUUUUAUCGCUUCAGAUUCAUCCUCGCAUUGCUCCGUUUACAUGAAUGUUUUUGCAUCCAUUUUCCAAAAAAAACAAGCAAAAAAGAUGGUUGAUCUUCCUUAGAGAGAGCCUGGUAGAACCUGCUUUUCUUGCAGUUCAGGCCUUUUGGAGGAAGUUGAACACACUUGAGGUGCCUUUGUCCAAAGGAAUAAACCAACCUGGGUAAUGCUUGAAAAACGUGAUGUUAUGUUUUGCUCUAAAUGUUUAUUGCUGUUCUGUUUUUUUUUUUUUUACGUCUAGUUGUGGGGUGUUGUCACUGUGGCCAAAGUUUCUUUACGUUAGUCCUAUUCCACUGCUGUCAAUAGCUGGGCGCUUCAAAGGCAGCCGUUUAUUGACGUUAAUUCCAGCCUGUUGCUUCUUCUGUUAAGGAAUUAGUUGAGUUUGACCAGGAAAUGUUUACUUCUCACCGUAAACUCUUCCAUGUUUUAUUUUUUUCAAGACGUGAAAUGUUGAUUUUUGACGUUCCAGAGUCUAGAUGAGGGUUGGGAAGAUAAAAAUGUGAAUUCCGUGCCUUGAGCGCACUCUUAAGAUGCCAUCUUUUGUAUUCAAAACAAAACCCACAGUGCCAACCUAAAUAUGUUCAUCUCAUUUAUUUUUGAAAUGUAACUUUUUUUAGUGUUUUUUAUACCUUUUUUUGUAUUGCUAGUACUUUGUGGUUAGUUUUUGGAAUAAAAUUGUAAAACUAUAAAGAAAA
Messenger RNA from Oryzias latipes (Japanese medaka), 3019 nucleotides. The record is from RefSeq and is a predicted model, not a curated record. NCBI's taxonomy places the organism in Eukaryota, Metazoa, Chordata, Actinopteri, Beloniformes, Adrianichthyidae.